UAUAUUGAAAUAUUAAGAAAUUGAAUCAAACUUAGCUUUCCACCAAUAAGAGAUUUGGAGUUGAAAUAUUUUAUUAAAACCGACACGGAAAUCAGAUCUUAACCAUUUUCAUUAUCAGAUCUCAGAUCUCACUGUUUCUACUUAUCGUAAUCUCUCUCUUCAAAGUUUAAUCACAUUCCAGUUUCACUGAUCAGUUCAGGGGACAGAUCAGCGGACAUUAGCUGAUUUCAAUGGCGAUCGCCGUCAGGGGAAGUCGAAGCGGCGGGUCAGGCGGAGUUGGAGCUGGUUUCCGCAGUUUCUUCUCUUACAGGAUCUUCAUCUCAGCCAUGUUUACGCUCCUCUUCAUUGUCACCGUCUCCGUUGUCAUCACUUCUCGUCCUCCUACAACGCAUCGCCACUCUAGUCUUCCAAGUGGCGCAAAUGUUUACAUGCACCGAACAUUUCUGGCAUUGAAUUCAGAUCCUCUCAAAACAAGGUUAGAUUUGAUAUACAAGCAAGCCAAUGAUCACAUCACGUUAGUGAAAGCAUAUGCAGCUUAUGCAAUGCGGGUAAAGCUUGAAAUUUCGAGGCAGUUGAAAAUGUUUGAUGAUUUAGCUAAGAACUUCUCAGACCUUAAUUCGAAACCGAGUUAUAAAUCCUCUUUGUUUGAGACCGAUGGGAAUUUAGAUGAGGAUGUUUUGAGGCAGUUUGAGAAAGAAGUGAAAGAUAGAGUGAAAUUUGCUAGGUCUUUGGUAGCUGAAUCUAAAGAGAAUUAUGAUAACCAGUUGAAAAUUCAGAAGUUGAAAGAUACCAUUUUCUCCGUUAGUGAAUUGCUAGGAAAGGCCAAAAAGAACGGAGCUUUGGCUAGCUCGAUUGCUGCUAAAUCAAUUCCUAAGAGUUUGCAUUGCUUGGCAAUGAGGCUUGUGGAGGAGAGAGUUGCUCACCCAGAAAAGUAUAAGGAAGAGUUGCCUAAGGCUGAGUUUGAGGAUCCUAGUUUGUAUCAUUAUGCUGUAUUUUCAGAUAAUGUGAUUGCAGUUUCUGUGGUCGUGAGGUCUGUGGUGAAGAAUGCCGAGGAGCCGUGGAAACAUGUGUUCCAUGUGGUGACUGAUAGAAUGAAUGUGGCUGCAAUGAAAGUUUGGUUUAGAAUGAGACCCGUGGAAGGGGGUGCCCAUUUGGAGGUGAAGGCAGUGGAAGAUUAUAGCUUCUUGGAUUCUUCCUACGUGCCAGUGUUAAGGCGGAUUGAGUCUGCUAAGAUGCAGAGGUUUAGUCCCGAGAAAACGAUGGAGAAUGCGACAAAAGAUGGGAGCAACAUGAAGUUAAAGAACCCCGUGUCUACUUCAAUGUUGAAUCACCUCAGAUUUUAUUUGCCCGAAAUGUACCCAAAAUUGCAUAAGAUUUUGUUAUUGGAUGAUGAUGUCGUGGUUCAGAAGGACAUGACAGGGUUGUGGAAGAUAGAUCUAGCUGGAAAGGUAAAUGGUGCUGUCGAGACCUGCUUUGGCUCAUUUCAUCGGUUCUCUCAGUAUUUGAACUUUUCACAUCCUCUCAUUAAGGAGAGGUUUAAUCCUAAGGCUUGUGCUUGGGCCUUUGGGAUGAACAUUUUUGAUCUUGAUGCUUGGAGGCGAGAGAAAUGCACGGAAACAUAUCAUGAGUGGCAAAACUUGAAUGAGGAUCAAACUCUAUGGCAAUUGGAUACUCUUCCGCCUGGCCUGAUCACAUUCUACUCUUUGACCAAAUCAUUAGACAAAUCUUGGCAUGUGCUCGGGCUUGGAUACAAUCCAAGCAUUAGCAUGGAUGAGAUCAAGAAUGCCGCAGUCAUUCAUUAUAACGGAAACAUGAAACCUUGGCUGGACAUAGCUAUGAAUCAAUACAAGAACCUUUGGACUAAAUACGUGGAUAACGAUAUGGAGUUUGUGCAGAUGUGCAAUUUCGGAGUCUAGCUAAGUUAAAGUGCUUGUUCAUAGUGCCUUGCAAUAUUCCACCAGCAUUUUGGAUUUCAUUGUUCACUAGAUUACCUUCCAGAACAAAGCUCGAUGGUUUUUAUCGUCGGUUUUCUUUAUUAUUAUCCCAUUUAUUUUAGAAUUACAAUCAUUGAUUCUUAAAUUUUGCUGUUCUGUCUAGGAAUAUGUCAAGCAUGUAUUGUACUGAACCAGAUAGCUUAUGUACACAAGGAAACGAUUCUUUUGGUUAGUAAAGUCUUCUCCAUUAA
Messenger RNA from Hibiscus syriacus, 2185 nucleotides. RefSeq names its product probable galacturonosyltransferase 9. Gene Ontology annotation, molecular function: polygalacturonate 4-alpha-galacturonosyltransferase activity. The record is from RefSeq and is a predicted model, not a curated record. NCBI's taxonomy places the organism in Eukaryota, Viridiplantae, Streptophyta, Magnoliopsida, Malvales, Malvaceae. The coding region runs from base 231 to 1916 and encodes 561 amino acids. The transcript has 3 exons.